Messenger RNA from Fusarium poae, 1272 nucleotides. RefSeq lists its product as uncharacterized. The transcript is spliced from 2 exons. Gene Ontology annotation, cellular component: COP9 signalosome. Lineage: Eukaryota; Fungi; Ascomycota; Sordariomycetes; Hypocreales; Nectriaceae. Gene Ontology annotation, biological process: protein deneddylation. The record is from RefSeq and is a predicted model, not a curated record. Bases 1 to 1272 code for a protein of 423 amino acids. Gene Ontology annotation, molecular function: metallopeptidase activity; protein binding.
AUGACUACCACCACCAGGAACCCCGCCAAUCCUCUUCUCUCGAACCAGAAGAGUUCAGAGCUUCAGGCCAUCCUUCACCCUCUCGUCCUUCUCACCAUCUCCGAUUACAUCACACGGCACACACUUCGCCAGCAGGAAGGCCCCAUCGUUGGCGUCUUGUUGGGUCAGCAAAAUGGUCGCGAAAUCACAAUCGAGCAUGCUUUUGAAGCUCAUACCCGCCAAGAGCCCAGUGCACAAGGCGGUUACCUCCUUGAUGGCGACCGGUUCAGCACACGCCUAGAACAGAUGAUCACCGUCCACAAAGAUAGACAACUCGACCUCGUUGGAUGGUACACACUCCUACCAUCUUCAGGCCCUACCCCGACUAUCCUCCCCAUCCAUACUCAGAUUCUCCAAGGCUGGAAUGAGUCAGCCGUGCUGCUUGGCUUCCAUCCGGAGCAGGUCCUCGAUCACUCCGUUGGCGGCAAGCUUCCCCUCACCAUCUACGAAAGCAACUACGAGGUCGACGAUUCCAAAACCGAUAACGAUGGCGAAGAUAAGAAGAUGGAUGAUGGAGAACCUACACUCAAACUCAAGUUCAAAGAGCUGCCCUACUCUGUCGAGACUGGCGAGACCGAGAUGAUCAGCAUGAAUUAUGUGGCUGCUUCAGGAGGAAACGCCGCUGUUGCCGCCCCCAAGGACGACAAGCCUUCUCUGUCUAUUGAGUCGAACGGUAAAGGAAAGCGCCGGCUUGUCGAGAGUCAAGACGAAGAAACCAAAGACUUUGCUCAAGAGGACGAUGAUGCACUUACACCAGAGGAGGACGAGAUGAUUGCCGCUCUGACCGCAAAAGCAAAUGCUAUCAAGAUGCUCCAGUCCCGAAUUCGCCUGCUCACCACAUAUCUCGAGCGUCUCCCUCAUUCUUACAUCAACGGCGAUGCAACUGAUCCCGGUAGUAUGGAAACUGAUUACACAACACCUUCAUCGACCGUUCUGCGUCAAAUCCAGGCUCUUGUCAACCGUCUGGAUCUUGUCAUUCCUUCUGACAAAGCCUCUUUCGAACGAGAAAUGCUUCACGAAGCGAACGAUGUGAACCUAGUGAGACUACUCAACGGCAUUGUGCAGAACCUCGGUCAAGCCCGCGACGUAGGUAAGAAGUUUCACGUCGUUGAGACUGCAAAGGCUAGCCAUCGCCGAGGUGCUGGUGCUGGUGCUAGUGCUGGUACUGGUCCUGGCCAGGAGUUUGCUGACCCGUCAUAUAAUAUUCGCGGGGCUGGUGACAUUCUACUCUAA